This is a messenger RNA of Penicillium verrucosum, 2385 nucleotides long. RefSeq lists its product as uncharacterized. Gene Ontology annotation, molecular function: ATP binding; protein binding; protein kinase activity. The transcript has 3 exons. Gene Ontology annotation, biological process: protein phosphorylation. The coding region runs from base 1 to 2385 and encodes 794 amino acids. The record is from RefSeq and is a predicted model, not a curated record. Lineage: Eukaryota; Fungi; Ascomycota; Eurotiomycetes; Eurotiales; Aspergillaceae.
AUGACAAGAACAGAACUCGUGAAUGAUAUGAAACUCGACGCCGAGGUUCACCCCGACGGCACCUCACACCCCACCUUUCAACCCGACUACGCCCAAGGAACCACUGGUAAGGUCGAAAUAUGGAAGAGAGGGAAGAAACUUGGCGCAGGGACAUUCGGGACAGUCUGGAUUGAAAAAUGUGUACCAAGUGAAGGCCCGGCUAGGGUGCGAGCUGUGAAGGUGAUCAAGAAGUCAUCGGAUCCUUCCAAACAGAUCUACUGUGAUCAAGAACUCGAGGCUAUGGCGAAGUUUUCUCGACCAAGAGUGGGGUUGUUCGUGGAAUGCCUGGGGUGGUUCGAGGAUCAGCAAUUCAUCUUCAUUGCCAUGGAACAUAUGGAGCUGGGAGAUCUUCAACAUUGUCUCGACAACCCAUUACCGGAAAAUGAAGCACGGCAAAUCUGUGCCCAACUUCUACGGGGUAUUCAAUGCCUGCACGACAAUCAAUUUGUCCAUCGAGAUCUUAAACCCGGGAACGUCUUAGUCGUGAACAAGGGGCCUAAUUGGCACGUUAAAAUUGGCGAUUUCGGCGUCAGCAAGCGCUACGAAAGGGCCUCCUUGCAAUCGAAGGUGGGCACUCCGCUUUAUCAAGCACCCGAAUUACGGGGAUUAUACCCUCCUGGUAUGAGCUUGCAGAAACUCCGUCUGUACACUCAUCGGGUUGAUAUUUGGUCACUGGGCGUGAUGGUGUUCUAUCUCCUUUGCCACGACUAUCCAUUCCCGAGCGAUAACAGCCUCUCGUUAUACGUCCAGACUUCCAACUUCCCGCCCUACCGCAAACUUCGGUCUGUAACCCAGGAGGGCCAAAGAUUUCUCGAAUGUCUUUUGGCUGCAGAUGCAACAGAGCGGUUGUCGGCCAAAGAAGCUCUCCAAGACGGAUGGUUGAAACAACCAUCCUUCGACCUGGUCUCGGGAAUUUCUAUGGGCCUUUCUGAAACAGUGGGUUCAAAUCCAAUAGGAACUGCUCUGGAAGCUUCGAGAGGCUGGGAUGACGGAGAAGUUUCUUCCGCAAUAGUUGACGACCAAACAAGCUGGGCCGGACGGAGGCCACAGAGAAAAUCCACAGGCCUACAGCAAUCCAAAUCUGCGAGACAGACUCCGAUCUCUGGCCUGCCGGAUGACUUGAAUACGGUUCAUAACAAAGGGUUGUCGUUACUGAGACGAAAGAAGCAUGCAGACGCUCAGAAAGUGCUCCAGAAGGCUUUUGAAUUGCGCGAACAUGCUUUGGGUGCCUAUCACGAAGACACUCUGGCCUGUCUUCAUUCGUUAGGCAAUGCUCUUAACUGUCAACGUAAGAAUAUCGAAGCCGAACUCGCGUACCGGGACGCCUGGGUAGGACGGAAGCGGGUUUUGGGAGAAGCCCAUGAAGACACGCUGGCCUCCCUUUAUAGAUUAGGCGAUGUUCUUCACAAACAAAAUAAGUAUACCGAAGCCGAAAGUAUAUACCGGGACGUCUGGAAAGAGCGGAAGCGGGCCUUGGGAGAAGCCCAUGAAGGCACGCUGGCCUCCCUUCAUAGAUUAGGCAAUGCUCUUAACUGUCAACAUAAGGAUGCCGAAGCCGAACUCGCGUACCGGGACGCCUGGGAAGGGCGGAAGCGGGCUUUAGGAGAAGCCCAUGAAGACACGCUGGCCUCCCUUCAUUACUUGGGCAAUGCUCUUCGCUAUCAAAAUAAGUAUGCCGAAGCCGAACUCGCGUACCGGGACGCCUGGGAAGGGCGGAAGCGGGCUUUAGGAGAAGCCCAUGAAGACACGCUGGCCUCUCUUCGUGAAUUAGGCGAUGCUCUUACCGACCAGGAAAAGCAUGCUGACGCCGAGGAACUAUACAGGCAAGCCCGGAAGGCAUGCAGAGAAGCGCUUGGAGCAAAAGAUGAGACAACCCUUGGGUUACUUCAUAACCUAGCCAGAGCACUUGACCUCCAGGGAAAGCAUACUCAAGCCGAAGCGUUAUUUCGGCAGGCCUGGGAGGGGCGUAAAGAAACGCUUGGAGUCGACGAUUUUAGUACACUACAGUCUCUUGACCACCUGAGUAUGAAUCUCAUUUUGCAACACAAGUGGUCCAAAGCAAAAGCAUUACAACGUCAGGUUUACAUGGGUUACGGGGAAAUGUUUGGAGCAAGCCACCCGACAACCCUCAGGUCUCUUCACACCCUAGGCCUAAUUCUUAAAUCUCAGAGAAAGUACGCCGAGGCUUAUAUUGUACUCCGAAAAGCCUGGAAAGGGCGCAGUGAAGCCAUUGGUGCAAACCACGAAGAUACACUGGAAUCUCUGGGUUACCUACGCGAUGUUGCUCGUUCCAGUUCACCAUUAACGACACGCAAGCCCAACCGCUUUAGUCGAUUUUUCCAAUAA